Thalassophryne amazonica is the source of this 5178-nucleotide messenger RNA. RefSeq names its product WD repeat-containing protein 11-like. The record is from RefSeq and is a predicted model, not a curated record. Gene Ontology annotation, molecular function: protein binding. Gene Ontology annotation, cellular component: cytoplasm. Lineage: Eukaryota; Metazoa; Chordata; Actinopteri; Batrachoidiformes; Batrachoididae.
UUCACUUCCUCUUCAGCUUCAUAGCAUAAGGGAACCACAGACGCUUGCUGUUUACUUUUUGUUCAUCCAAGAUUUAUCAAACAAAUAUAAACUGAGCAUAAGUGUUGUCCACCGAAAAUGAUUCCUUAUACUGUCAACAUCAAACUAGCGGCUCGGACGUUGACUGGCGCUUUGAAUUUACAGAAUAAAACGGCUGUAGAUUGGGGUUGGCAGGGACUGAUUGCACAGGGAUGUCACUCCAGCAUUCUCAUCAUCGACCCAAAGACAGCUCAGACCAUACAGGUGUUGGAGAGGCACAAAACCAACGUGGUGAAGGUAAAAUGGUCCAGAGAAAACUACUACCACAACUUGAGUUCACCUUACUCUCUGCGGCUGGCUUCAGGUGAUGCCUCUGGAAAGAUCAUCGUCUGGGAUGUGGUCAGUGGCACUGCUCACUGUGAGAUCCAGGAGCAUUCCAAACCUAUUCAGGACUUGGAGUGGCUGUGGAGUCAAGAUGUGUCUCGUGAUCUUUUGUUAGCUGUCCACCCUCCUAACUACAUAGUUCUGUGGAACGGAGACACAGGCACCAAGCUGUGGAAGAAGAGCUACGCUGAGAAUAUCCUGUCAUUUUCUUUUGACCCCUUUGACCUCUCCAACAUGGCAUUACUGACAAGUGAGGGAAUAGUUUUCAUCACAGAUUUCACCCACUCCAAACCUCCAAGCAGUGCUGGCAAGAAGGUCUAUAUUGCCAGUCCCCACACAAGUCCCGCCUACACCAAGCCUGCACCCGCGACUGCACCAGCUCCCACUGGGGCCAAGAAAGCUCUCAACAAGGUCAAAGUUCUCAACAAUGAAAAGCCCACUGCUGAGGCAGUUACCUUGAAUGACUGUCUGCAGCUCACCUACCUGCCUUCUAAGAGGAACCACAUGCUGCUGCUUUAUCCCAGAGAGAUCCUCAUCCUGGAUCUGGAGCUCAGCCAGACUGUUGGUGUGGUGGCCAUUGAGCGCUCCGGAGUGCCCUUCAUCCAGGUCAUCCCCUGUGCUCAGAGGGACGCUCUCUACUGCCUGCACGAGAACGGCUGCAUCACCCUGCGGGUGUGUCGCACCACCACUGCUGCCGAGGAGGUGGCCGACCCAGAGCAGAAUGUUCAGGAGCUUGUUUACGACCUGCGUUCUCAAUGUGAUGCCAUUCGUGUCACGAAGACGGUUCGCCCAUAUCGCAUGAUUAUUUGCCCCGUCAAUGAAAACAAUGCUGCGCUGAUGGUCAGUGAUGGCAGGGUCAUGCUGUGGGAGCUGAAAGCCCACACAGGCAAGGCCUCCACCAAUCCCAGCUCGGGCCUGUCUCCACUGUACUCCCCGGUGUCUUUUUGUGGCGCUCCACUGGGUCCAAACCAGAAGAAGAUCCAGGAUUUGUCCCUCAACAGCAUGAUUGGCCAAUCCUUGAUUGCGGGUGAAGCUCCUCCUCUCUCUUCCAACCAGCAUGAAGUCCAGCUGAAGUUUCUGCUGACUGGUCUGCUGUCUGGACUGCCACUGCCACCAUUCGCCAUCCGCAUGUGCCCACCUCUCACCACCAAAAACAUCACCCACUACCAGCCUUUGCUGGCUGUAGGUACGAGUAAUGGGUCUGUGCUGGUCUAUAACCUCACCAGUGGUCUUCUCCACAAAGAGCUGAGUGUCCACUCUUGUGAAGUCAGGGGGAUUGAAUGGGUCAGUUUGACUAGUUUCCUGUCAUUUGCCAAUUCUGCUCCCAACAAUAUGGGCCUGGUACGAAAUGAAGUGCAGCACGUUGACCUGCCUACGGGCAGAUGCUUUGCAUUCCGAGGCGAGCGCGGCAACGAUGAGCCGCCCAUUGAGAUGAUUAAAGUCUCACAUCUAAAGCAGUACCUGGUUGUGGUGUUCAGAGACAAACCCCUGGAAUUGUGGGACAUCAGGACAGGAACUCUGCUCCGGGAGAUGGCAAAGAACUUCCCCACUGUUACUGCACUGGCAGUGGCACCAUCCCACAAUCUGAAGAGUCUGAAGAAGAAGCAGAUGGCAGUGAGGGAGGCCAUGGCACGACAGACGGUGUCGGACACUGAGCAGACAAGUGUUGAAUCUUCAGUCAUCAGUCUCCUGCAGGAUGCAGAGAGUAAGUCAGAAACCAGCCAGGCCAUUUCAGCCAGGGAGCAUUUUGUAUUCACAGACACAGACGGACAGGUCUACCACAUCACUGUCGAGGGCAACACCGUCAAAGAUGGUGCUCGAAUUCCUCCUGAUGGUAGUAUGGGUAGUAUUGCCUGCAUUGCCUGGAAAGGAGACACCCUGGUGCUUGGGGAUGUGGAUGGCAACCUCAACUUCUGGGAUCUCAAAGCACGUUUGUCCAGGGGAAUACCAACACACCGUGGCUGGGUGAAGAAGAUUCGCUUUGCACCAGGGAAAGGGAACCAGAAGCUCCUGGUUAUGUAUACAGAUGGGGCAGAGGUCUGGGACACCAAAGAGGUUCAAAUGGUCAGCAGCAUGCGGAUUGGACGCAAUGUGAAUUACCGCAUCCUGGACAUUGACUGGUGCACUUCAGACAAAGUUGUGUUGGCAUCUGAUGACGGCUGUGUCCGUGUGUUGGAGAUGGCCAUGAAGUCUGCCAGCUACCGCAUGGAUGAACAAGAUCUAACAGAUCCCGUGUGGUGUCCCUACCUGCUGCUGCCCCGAGCUGCCCUCACUCUGAAAGCUUUUCUGCUCCUGCAGCCCUGGUCAGGAACCUUUACCAUGGACAUUACCCAAGUAGACUAUAAUGAGAAAGACGAGAUAAAAGGUCUGAUCCAGGAGCAGCUCAACUCCCUCUCUAACGAUAUGAAGUGUGUGCUGCAGGACCCGGAGCUCAACUUGCUGCAGCGCUGCCUCUUGGUCUCACGGCUGUUCGGGGAUGAGUCUGACCUGCACUUCUGGACGGUGGCAGCUCACUACCUGCAGUCGUUUGCUCAGGCUCGUCAGUUAAGUGUGUCCAUAGCUGAGGGUCAAACGCAAAACGAUGGAAGCCAGCCUCCAUCCCAGAGUCACCUGGAUAUCUGCCACGACGUCCUGUGUGAGAGCUCGUACUUCCAGAAGUUCCAGUUGGAUCGAGCGCACCUUCAGGAGGUGAAACGCUCGAGUUAUGAACACACAAAGAAAUGUGCUGAUCAGCUCCUCCUGCUGGGUCAGACGGACCGUGCUGUGCAGUUACUAUUGGAAACGAGCGCUGACAAUCCCAGCUACUACUGCGAUUCACUCAAGGCCUGCCUGGUCACCACCAUCACCUCCUCAGGCCCCUCCCAGUCCACCAUCAAGCUGGUGGCCACCAACAUGAUUGCAAAUGGCAAGCUAGCAGAGGGAGUCCAGCUGUUGUGUUUGAUUGAUAAGGCAGCAGAUGCUUGUCGCUACCUGCAGACCUAUGGAGAGUGGAACCGCGCUGCCUGGCUCGCUAAGGUGCGUCUGAACCCAACAGAGAGCUCGGAUGUGCUGAAGCGCUGGGCGGAACACCUGUGCUCCCCGCAGGUCAACCAGAAGUCCAAAGCCAUCCUGGUGCUGCUGUCCCUGGGCUGCUUUAACAAAGUCGGAGAGAUGCUCCACAUUAUGAGGCACUUUGAUCGCGCCGCCCUCUUCAUCGAAGCCUGUCUGAAGUACGGCAUGAUGGAGGCCAACGACUCUUCCAAUAAACUAAUCGAGGCUGCUUUUCUGGAUUACGCACGACUGCUGCGCUCGCUGGGCCUGCGCGAGGGCGCCGCUCUCUGGGCAUCGCGUGCAGGCAGCGCUGGGGAGCAGCUGAUGGAGGAGCUGUUCCAGGGAGAAGGAGGUGGACCAGAUUCUGUCGUCCUGUGUGAGGAGGGAGUCAAGCGGGGCCUGGAGACCACAGAGUGAUCUCGAGGACCUGGUGGUCUUUGUUCUAGAAGCACGGUCAGACUGUGGACCUUAACUUGUCUCGGGUGUUGCGUAUUAACUUUUUGUCAUAAUCCAGAGGUGUCUGUGAUCAUCAUCAUUGGCACUGAAACAGGAAUGACCAAUAAGGAAUGUGAAGUGAGGUGACGCUGGGUUCUGUUUCCAUGGCGAUGGUGAGUUAGAUUUUUUUUUUUCCUAACAUUCGUUAGAAGUUGCAUUUGAUUGUGGACACAUAAAGAAGGAAGGAUCUGAUUUUGUCGUUUACCGCCACGUGGCUCUGUGGUUUUCUUCACUAUAAUCGUUGUAACUCGACCUUUAAUCUGUUUGUUUAUUUUGUGUCUGCAUGAAUAAUUUCAAAGCACUGCUUCAGUUUGACACGUCAACAUUUUUUGUCUUUUUUUAAAAAAGGACAAAAUACAGUGAAAUUGAUUUAUGCACAAAUCAGACAUUCCAUGUUUGACUGUGGACACAUCCCAUGUCUGUGAUGGAAUUCCAAAAGUGACGAUGCCUCCAUCCUCCUCUGCUGGGAUUUCAUAGUGUGACACACCGACCACGGCGCCACACUCACAACCAUGUCAAGAACAACAUGUCAUGAAGAUAAAAAAAGGAUGAGCUGAACACAACCAAUAACUCAACGACAAGAAAUACUUAUUAAUUGCUGUUUUGAGAAAGUGGCCAUGAUUCUUUUUUGGGCUGCCAGAAAACACUUGAGACCUACUGGACCAAAGUUUGACCUUAGAAACAGGGUCAAAGGUAUGUUGUGUAUUUUAGUGUUGGGUGUGCAAAUGUACCAGAGGCUUUUUCCUUUCGUGUCGUUCGCAGUUCUUUGGAUAUGAAGGCGGACAGACGAUCAAACUGCACUUUGACUCGUAAGUCGAUCCUCAUUGAAACAGUCCAAAAACAAUUAACCUACUGAUUGGUGAUCAGCAAAUUUUUUAGGUUGCAGGUGAAAUACAAUACUGUGCAAAAGUUUAGGUACAUUUAAUGCAUUGUAACAACAUUAAAAAUUACAAAAAACCUGGUAAAUAUUCAUAAAUCAAUUAAAUAAAUGUGAUGAAUUUCAACGUUAAUGAUGAUCAGUAUGAACAAGUUUAUACGGUUUAUAAUACGAUUUCAUAUGUAUGUCGCACCAGAGUACAAGUCGCAGGACCUAAACUAUUUUAAGAAAAACACAACUUAAAGUUUGAGCAGUUGUGUUUUACAAUCGUUCUAAUAUUGCAUGAUCAUUUGCAACUGUUUUUGUUUGGUAUUCUCCAGGCCAGUACAUGUACAAAGAAAUUAUUAUCAUGGAAUAAAAAUAUAGCUCACAUA